AUGCCAACACCAUCAGCGCAUGCGCGGCAGCAACAACCAGCGAUUGCGGCGAUAACCGCAACAAUGCUGAGCCAGCUACGCGAUUUGCAGUUGCACUUGUCAACUGAGCGGACAGCAGGUACAGCAAUUAUCGCAGCGGCCACUAUGACUAUCGUUGUACGCGAGCAAACGGUGCGCGAAUCCUUGGAAGGAUUUCCAUUCGGCAGCGCUAUUUCAUUAAUCAAACAGUUUGAUAUUUUCGCAAACCUUCAAGCAAAAGAAGUGAUGGAGGCGCUUUCCGUUUUCAAAGAGCCCGUAACCAUCGACAAAAUUGUGCAUUACAUGGCAAAAACCUAUUCACAGCCGGAGGAUAAGGUGAAGAAACUGGUCGAGGAGACACUGAAUGAAGUAGUCCGCUAUGGGAUUGUACUGAAGCACAAUGAGUUUUAUUACCGAGUCUGUGACGCUGUUGACGCCUUAGAAGAGAGUUCCGAGGAAGAUGAGGACGACGAAGUUGCCAGCGCCCAAAGCUACGAAAGUGUGGACAGUGGAGACAUACCUCCGGAGCCGAAAUCGAAUAAAACCAGUGAAAGAAAGCCAAGUGGUGUGCACGCGCCAUCGCGACAGUCGCUUAAGUCCAAAAGAGUGAAUAACCGCGACGAUCGCAGGAGUAAAAAAUCGAGAGAUGUCUACAGCGAGGAGGAGGAAGAGAAUGCGGGCGAUUCGGCUGGUGAGCGUCGUAAAAGAUCCCAUACGUGCAACUGCGACUGCUACAGUUCCCACGGCCAUAGCUCAAUGGACGACCAUGGUUAUUUGCGGGCUCGCAGUCGCUCGGCGCCCCGCCGCCAAUAG
Molecule: messenger RNA, 831 nt
Organism: Rhagoletis pomonella (apple maggot)
Lineage: Eukaryota; Metazoa; Arthropoda; Insecta; Diptera; Tephritidae
Exons: 3
Coding region: 1-831 (276 amino acids)
Source: RefSeq, a predicted model, not a curated record